AUGGCCCGGAAGGAAGAAGCCCCUGCGGCCCGGGCGGGAGGAGCCCCCGGCAUGGAGGCGGAGGGGCUAGCAGAUCCCGCCAUGGCAGAGCCAGCCGAAGAUGCAGACGUCGUCCAAGACCCCAAGGCCUCACCCAGCGCAGAGACUAGCGCCAAGGAGCUGCCAGAGGGCGAGGGCAAGCCCAAGGCAAAUGGCAGCGAGGCGACCGGCAGCUCCAAAGCCUCCAAGGAUGGCGCGAAUGACACCAAGAAGGAGGAGAGCUGUGCUACGGACGAAACGAAGAAGAAUGAGGAGGGAAGCAGCAGCAACCAGGCGCAGAGCGGAGGGACGAGCAAGAGCGUGCCUGAAGCCCAGCUGGACGAUCAGCCUCGUGACGUGACAUGCAAGUGCGGCAAUACGGGCCUUUACCUCAAAAGGAAGUACCAUGACCUCCCGGCGAUCGAGAUCCUCGAAUGCAAGGCCUGUCAGGAGACGGUCGCCGUCUGCGGAGCAUGCGGGGCGAAGAUGAGCUCCGAGGGGGGGCAUCUGCGCAGGCAUGUUCGCAAGCACAUCAAGGAGUCCGAGGAGUACCGUGACCAGUCAGGAGAUGCCAAGGAGAACAUGGCGAGCCGACUUCGUGGGCACAAGGGAGCCAACGGAGACUCCCCAGCCCCGGCCAAGAAGCAGAAGGUGGAGGGGAAGGAGCAAGAGAGCACAGGAGAGGGCACCCCGACCGCGUCGAAACCCUCCAGGAAGUCAACCUCCAGUACCCCUGGCAAGCCGAGGAUCCGUGCUUGCUUCGACUGCUCCAAGAUGAAGCUCAGGUGCGAUGGAGAGCGCCCUUGCUCCUCGUGCAUCAAGAGUGGGAAGGAAUGUAAGGAGAAGCCCCCCAAGACGCCUGAUGCCAACGCCAAGGUUGUCAGCAAGUCCCCAGCCACUCCUGCCCCUCCGUCGGAGACCAAGAUGCACAGAUCGAAGGCACUGCACGACAACGACGACUGGUGCAGAGUCUGCAAGCUCGGAGGCGACCUGCUGCUGUGCGAUGGAGCGAACUGCAGAUGGUCCUUUCAUUUAGACUGCCUCUAUCCUCCUCUCAGCAAGCCCCCUUCCGGAGAAUUCCUCUGCCUCAACUGCCAGGACAAGAGGCUCAAUGACAGCAGGCCGCCAGUCAAGGUCGUCAAGCCGAAAGCUCCGAAGGAGGCUCAGACCUCGGGCGCUGACUCGCCCGUCCCACCUGUACCGCCAGCUAUUCCCCAGUCGGACUCUCCCAACGAUAUGAUAGACCCGUCCAACAUCGCUCUCAACCACGGGAUCUUGAAGGACGAUGCCACUGUCUGGUGUACGAUCUGCAACAGGCUGCUGCAACAGUCUGGAUCAGGAAAGGAUGCCGACCAACUUGACGACGGUGAAGAAGACACCGAAGAAGAGCUGGAGGACAGCAUCCUGAACGAGAGCACGAGUGCUGAUCCGCCUGAGAAGGAGACUGGCGAUGGCAAAGACACGGACGUCAAGAUGAAAGAUGCUGGGGAAGUCGUUGCUGAGAUCAAUCCUCCUCCUCCUCCAGAGUGA
Guillardia theta CCMP2712 is the source of this 1548-nucleotide messenger RNA. RefSeq lists its product as hypothetical. Gene Ontology annotation, biological process: negative regulation of DNA-templated transcription. Gene Ontology annotation, molecular function: DNA-binding transcription factor activity, RNA polymerase II-specific; zinc ion binding; transcription corepressor activity. The transcript has 14 exons. The coding region runs from base 1 to 1548 and encodes 515 amino acids. The record is from RefSeq and is a predicted model, not a curated record. NCBI's taxonomy places the organism in Eukaryota, Cryptophyceae, Pyrenomonadales, Geminigeraceae.